Molecule: messenger RNA, 378 nt
Organism: Blumeria graminis f. sp. triticale
Lineage: Eukaryota; Fungi; Ascomycota; Leotiomycetes; Helotiales; Erysiphaceae
Source: the annotation of a GenBank genome assembly
AUGAAUAUCUUCAGUUUCAUUUCCUUUGUGGCUUUUCUAAGUAAUCUAUUACCCGCAUUUGCUGAACAAAAUUAUAAGUGUGACAAAUUGGUUCUUGAUGGGAGGCACAUACAAAACAGUCUUGACUAUGCACAUGGGUAUCAAAUGGCCAACAAGAAUGAAUACGAUGAAUACCAUGAUGAUGAACUAUUUGCUAUUGGGACUUACAAGGCUCGCUACAUAACCAAAAAAGUAAAUAUCCCUUUCGACAUCACGGUAGGAGUCACAAUUCAUAAGGUUAUUCUUUGGGUAAAGGCUACAGGUGGUGGCCGAAAUAUUGAAUGUAAGCGAACAAAUUCGCCGGCUGAUCAGUACACAGAGGUCUUUCCAUCUGGUUAG